AUGAAGAAAUCACGUGGCCAUAAGUCAGACCACGGAAAAGGAGGAAGAGGCGAUGAGGCAGCCAUCUUGGAGACAGAGGACCUGGACUUCAUGGGAGGAAUGGGAGGGGGAGGGGGUCCUGACCCCGACACCAUCUCCCUGGCCUCAGUCACAGCCGUCACCACUAAUGUCUCCAACAAGAGAUCAAAACCAGACAUUAAGAUGGAACCUAGUGCCGGGAGACCAAUGGAUUACCAAGUUAGUGUUACCAUCAUAGAGGCCAGGCAGCUAGUAGGGCUGAACAUGGAUCCAGUGGUCUGUGUGGAGAUCGGAGACGAUAAGAAGUACACUCAGAUGAAGGAGUCAACAAACUGCCCAUACUACAAUGAGUAUUUUGUCUUUGACUUCCACGUCCCACCUGAUGUUAUGUUUGACAAGAUCCUGAAGCUGUCGGUAAUCCACUCCAAGAACCUGCUGCGUAGUGGGACUCUGGUUGGCUCUUUCAAACUGGAUGUAGGCACUGUCUACUCGCAUCCAGAACACCAGUUUUUCCACAAAUGGGCCCUUCUCUCUGACCCUGAUGACAUCACUGCCGGGUGCAAAGGUUACAUUAAAUGUGACAUCGCUGUCGUGGGGAAAGGAGACAACAUCAAGACUCCACACAAGGCCACCGAAACCGAUGACGAUGACAUAGAAGGUAACCUCCUGUUACCUGAGGGGGUUCCCGCGGAGCGUCAGUGGGCUCGCUACUAUGUGAAGAUCUACAGAGCCGAGGGCCUUCCCAAGAUGAACACCAGCAUCAUGGCUAAUGUCAAAAAGGCUUUCAUAGGGGAGAACAAGGACCUUGUGGACCCUUAUGUACAAGUACUCUUCGCUGGCCAGAGGGGGAAAACAUCUAUCCAGAAAAGCAGCUACGAGCCAAUCUGGAACGAGCAGAUCGUCAUCACUGAGAUGUUUCCACCACUCUGCAAACGCAUGAAGGUCCAGAUCCGAGACUCGGACAAAGUGAACGACGUGGCCCUCGGAACACACUUCAUUGACCUGAGAAAGAUCGCCAAUGAUGGAGACAAAGGCUUCCUUCCCACUCUGGGUCCGGCCUGGGUGAACAUGUAUGGCUCCACUCGUAGCUACACCAUCAUGGACGAGCACCAGGACCUGAACGAGGGUCUGGGGGAGGGGGUGUCCUUCAGGGCCCGCCUGCUGGUCAGCCUGGGUGUGGAGAUCCUGGACACCUCCUCCCCUGAGAUCAUGAGCUCCACCGAGGUGCAGGUGGAGGGGGUGCCCAACAUCUCAGAGAGCGCCACAGGGAAAGUAGAGGAGUUCUUCCUCUUCGGGGCGUUCCUGGAGGCCACCAUGAUUGACAGGAAGAUCGGGGACAAACCAAUCAGCUUCGAGGUUACAAUAGGUAACUAUGGAAGCGAAAUUGACGGUGUGACCAAACCCAAGUCGAGUAGCGGGAAGAAGGGUGGGGGAGACGGAGAUGAAGAGGAGUCAGAGCUGAUCCAAGGCUCCAGUGAUGAAGAGGAGGGAGAUGAUAAUGACCUGGUCUCAGUGUCCUCCACCCCGCCCAUGAAACCGGUCAUCACCGACAGAAACUAUUUCCACCUGCCUUACUUUGAGAGGAAGCCAUGUAUUUACAUCAAGAGCUGGUGGCAGGACCAGAGAAGAAGACUGUACAAUGCCAACAUCAUGGACAACAUCGCAGAUAAACUGGAGGAGGGUCUGAACGAUGUUCAGGAGGUCAUUAAGACGGAGAAGGCCUAUCCUGAACGCAGACUGAGAGGGGUCCUGGAGGAUCUCGGCAACGGAUGCAGUCAGUUUCUGACUCUGGCUAACAAAGACCAGAAUCAGACUGGGAGGACCAAGCUGGACAAGGAGAGACUCAAGUCCUGCAUGAGGGAACUGGAGAGCAUAGGUCAGCAGGCUAAGACCAUUAGGAUGCAGGUGAAGAAGAAUACAGUGAGGGAUAAGGUCAAGCUGGUUCAGAACUUCCUCCAGAAGCUCAGGUUCCUAGCUGACGAGCCGCAGCACAGUAUCCCUGACAUCUACAUCUGGAUGAUGAGUAACAACAAGCGUAUUGCCUACGCCCGUGUCCCCUCCAAAGACAUCCUGUACUCUGGGGUGGAGGAGGAGACUGGGAAGGACUGUGGCAAAGUCAAAACCAUCUUCUUCAAGCUGCCUGGUAAGAAGGGCUUUGGGGCAGCUGGCUGGACAGUGCAGGCUAAGACAGAGAUCUACCUGUGGCUGGGUCUGAACCGUCAGAGGAAGGACUUCCUGUCUGGGCUGCCCAAUGGCUUUGAGGAGAACAAGAUGCUGAAAGGACCUGGCUCGCAGUCUGCUCCCCCCAUCAGCCUCACAUACAUGAUGAAGCAGAUCUUCCAGCUGAGGGUCCAUAUGUACCAGGCUCGCAGCCUGUUUGCAGCAGACAGCAGCGGCCUCUCAGACCCCUUCGCCAGGGUCUUCUUCUCCACACACAGCCAGGUCACAGAGGUGCUGAAUGAGACACUGUGCCCCACCUGGGACCAGCUGAUGGUGUUUGACAACAUAGAACUGUUUGGAGAGGUCGGAGAACUGAGGGACGACCCUCCCAUCAUCGUCAUAGAAAUCUAUGACCAGGACACGGUGGGCAAAGCAGAGUUCAUGGGCAGGACCUUCGCCAAGCCCAUAACCAAGAUGGCUGAUGAACACUACGGACCUCCGCGUUUCCCUCCCCAACUAGAGUACUACCAGAUCUAUAGGGGGAACUGCACUGCUGGAGAGAUGCUGGCGGCCUUCGAACUGUUGCAGAUUGGUCCUCAUGGUAAAGCUGACCUGCCGCCCAUCGAUGGUCCUACAGACAUGGACCGUGGUCCCAUCCUACCUGUCCCUCUGGGCAUCAGACCAAUCCUCAGCAAGUACAGGAUCGAGGUGCUGUUCUGGGGCCUGAGGGACCUGAAGAGAGUCAACCUAGCCACGGUGGACAGGCCUCGUGUGGACAUAGAAUGUGCCGGUAAAGGAGUCCAGUCUUCCCUCAUCCAGAACUACAAGAAAAAUCCCAACUUUGGCACCCUGGUCAAGAUGUUUGAGGUGGACCUGCCUGAGAACGAGCUACUCCACCCUCCCCUGAACAUCAGAGUGGUGGACUGCAGAGCGUUCGGACGCUACACCCUGGUGGGGAACCAUGCUGUCACCACCCUACGCAAGUUCAUUUACCGGGCAGCAGACAAGCACGCCAACAACUGGAACACUCAAGAGGAGAUCAUUGUCAACUAUGAGCCAGAGCCCACCAUCAAGAAGAUGGAGACCAUGGUUAAGCUGGACUCUGGGUCUGAUGCUGUGGUUAAAAUUGAGGUAGGUGAGGACGAGAAGGGAGGGAAGAAGAAGAAGAGGAAGAAGGGAGGAGACGAGGUGGAGGAGGAGGAGUUUGAUGAGAGCAUGUUGGAUUGGUGGUCCAAGUACUUUGCCUCGAUCGAAACUCUGAUGGAGAUUCUCAAAGCUCAGGAGGCAGCUAUGGCGGAUGCUGAGGAGAAAGAGGACCAGGAUAUUGCUGCUGAGGGCGGAGAGAUCAAACCUGAUGACUCUCUUGUCAAAGGAAAGAGAGGCAAGGGAAAGAAGGACAAGAAGAGGGCUGGGCCUGGAGACAUGCCAGAGAAGAAAAAGCACAAAAUUGAUGAGCUACAGAUGUACCCCAAGGAGCUGGAGAAUGAGUUUGAUAACUUUGAAGACUGGCUUCACACCUUCAACCUGUUCAGAGGGAAGGCUGGAGACGACGACGACCAGAACAUGGCGGAUGAAGACAGGAUUAUUGGCAAAUUCAAAGGUUCUCUGUGCAUGUACAAAGUGCCGGUAUCAGAUGAGAUGCAGAGGGAGAUGGGCUUUGACUCCAACAUGGGCAUGUUCCAGAACAUUCCAACUAAUGACCCAAUCAACGUCCUAGUCCGGGUCUAUAUCAUCAGGGCUACUGACCUGCAUCCAGCAGAUAUCAAUGGAAAAGCAGAUCCAUACAUCGCUAUCAAACUGGGCAAGUCAGAUAUCAAAGACAAAGAGAACUACAUCUCCAAACAACUCAACCCUAUCUUUGGCAAAUCCUUUGACAUCGAUGCCACAUUUCCCAUGGACUCCACACUAACAGUUUCAGUCUAUGACUGGGACUUAGUGGGCACUGACGAUCUCAUUGGAGAAACCCAACUGGAUUUGGAGAACCGCUACUACAGCAAGCACAGAGCAAUAUGUGGCAUCCCAUCUAAAUAUGCCAUCCAUGGCUACAACGUGUGGCGGGACCCCCUGAAGCCGACCCAAAUCCUGGCGAAGCUGUGUAAGGAGUGUAAGCUGGACGGGCCACACUACGGCCCUGGAGGACGGGUCAAGGUGGCCAACCGGGUCUUCAUGGGCCCAACUGAGAUCGAAGAUGAAAAUGGUCUGAAGAAGCAGACGGAUGAGCACCUGGCCCUGACAGUGCUGAAGCAUUGGGAGGAUAUCCCCAGGGUGGGCUGUAAACUGAUUCCAGAACAUGUGGAGACCAGGCCACUCCUCAACCCUGACAAGCCUGGGAUCGAACAGGGGAGGAUUGAGAUGUGGGUGGACAUGUUCCCCAAGGAUUUGCCUGCACCUGGACCUGCCAUUGAUAUUUCACCCAGGAAACCAAAGAAGUUUGAACUGAGGGUGAUCAUCUGGAACACAGACGAGGUCAUUCUGGAGGAUGAUGACAUCUUCACUGGAGAAAAGUCCAGUGAUAUCUUCGUGCGGGGCUGGCUGAAGGGCCAGCAGGAGGACAAGCAGGACACAGAUGUCCACUACCACUCCCUGACAGGGGAGGGUCUCUUCAACUGGCGCUUCAUCUACCCCUUUGACUACUUACAGGCCGAGGAGAAGAUCGUCAUCUCUAAGAAGGAGUCCAUGUUCGCCUGGGACGAGACUGAGUAUAAGAUCCCUGCUCGUCUCAACUUACAAGUCUGGGAUGCUGACCACUUCUCUGCAGAUGAUUUUUUAGGCGCCAUUGAGCUGGACCUGAACCGUUUCCCUCGUGGAGCGAAGACAGCCAAGCAGUGCUCCAUCAAUAUGGUGCUGAACGAACAGGAUAUUCCCAUGGUGUCUAUCUUCAAACAGAGGAGGGUCAAGGGCUGGUGGCCCUUCCUGGCCAGAGACGAGAACGACGACUUUGAACUCACGGGGAAAGUGGAAGCAGAGCUGCAGCUGAUGACUGCAGAGGAGGCUGAGAAGAAUCCAGUAGGUGACGGACGCAACGAACCUGAGCCCCUGGAGAAACCCAAUCGUCCAGACACAGCCUUCCUAUGGUUCCUUAUGCCUUUCAAGGCCAUCAAAAACCUCAUCUGCAACCAGUACUUCUGGCUCACGGUCAAGUUAGUGGUGGCUCUGCUGCUGGUGCUCAUCCUGGGCCUCUUCAUCUACAGCAUGCCUGGAUACAUGGCCAAGAAACUAAUGGGUGUCUGAGAGAUAGGGUUGUGUCCUUUGCCCAAACACAUAGACAGACGUAUGUAUAGCCUACUAUGUUUUAAAUGCAGUGCCUACUUUUUCUACAGUGGAGUGCAUUGUUUGGUGUACCUUGAUAAGCGAACAUUGUACAAUGCAGCUCAUUGAAACUCAACUUGGUGUCUGAGAGGGUGUUCUUGUCUGUAAACGUCUACGAUAUCUAUAGGCAGUUAGGUUUCAGCCCCACACAUCAGACCUGGGUUCAAAUACUAUUUGAAAUCAUUUCAAAAUGCAGAUACUUUAUCUUGAUUAGGCUUGCCUGGCUUCAAGGACCAAUAGAAUAGUCAAACUGUAAACCCCACCCAUCUGGUGCUCUAGGCAGUAUUUUAUAGAUUUUACAUAGUAUUUAAACCCAAAUCUGCUACACAUAGACCUAUGUAUGUAUAGCCUACUAUGAUUUUAGUGGAGUGUAUUAUUUUACUUGGUUUGCCAUGAUAGGCAAACACAGUGCUGUGCAGUGCCUUAUGGCUACUGGAAAAAUUGCUUGUCUCCCUUCACUAGUCCUAUGCUCUUCAGCCAAUUGGUGUGUGUUGAUGUGUAGGCCUACUUCCAAAAGUUAUAGAGGUGACUUGAUACUGUAGUUUAGUUGUAACACAUAGUUUUAACUUACUGGCUCCAUAAUCUUAUACUAGCUACCAGGAGCAUGUCUAUGUCCAAUUCACUUUCAAGGAUUUUAGCAUUAUUUUAUUUCAAACAUCAUUAUUUGAAUUGACAAUACUGUAUUGAAUU
Coregonus clupeaformis (lake whitefish) is the source of this 6177-nucleotide messenger RNA. Its product is annotated as otoferlin-like. Gene Ontology annotation, biological process: synaptic vesicle priming; plasma membrane organization. Gene Ontology annotation, molecular function: calcium ion binding; AP-2 adaptor complex binding. Bases 1 to 5409 code for a protein of 1802 amino acids. The transcript is spliced from 41 exons. Gene Ontology annotation, cellular component: synaptic vesicle membrane; presynaptic active zone membrane. NCBI's taxonomy places the organism in Eukaryota, Metazoa, Chordata, Actinopteri, Salmoniformes, Salmonidae. The record is from RefSeq and is a predicted model, not a curated record.